Messenger RNA from Aspergillus aculeatus ATCC 16872, 1836 nucleotides. RefSeq names its product mitochondrial 37S ribosomal protein uS4m. Gene Ontology annotation, biological process: positive regulation of translational fidelity. The record is from RefSeq and is a predicted model, not a curated record. The transcript has 3 exons. The coding region runs from base 22 to 1524 and encodes 500 amino acids. NCBI's taxonomy places the organism in Eukaryota, Fungi, Ascomycota, Eurotiomycetes, Eurotiales, Aspergillaceae. Gene Ontology annotation, molecular function: rRNA binding; structural constituent of ribosome. Gene Ontology annotation, cellular component: mitochondrial small ribosomal subunit.
CAAAAGCUCGCCGCCGCCAUCAUGAGGAACAGGGCUACUACACCCUUGAAGACACCGAAAAUCCGGCAAUCAUGGAGCAAAUAUAACCUGUAUAACCUCAGUCGGCUGAGGGAUGUCUACCGCCCAAACGCCACCUUCUUCCAGCAGAAAUGGAAGGCCAAGGCCGCCGCUCGCGCCUACCACGGGGAACAGGUCUCCGAGAAGCAAUGGCAGCGCAUGUUCUCCCCCCGCUUGCGCAGCGUCGUGCCCAUGGCCCCCAGCAAUUUGGCCCGAGAUGACGGUUCCGCUAUGUCGGCCGGUCGUGGGUCCGGUCUGACGCAGGCCCCGCCACGGGAAGAGAUGGAGGAAUUCAAGGUGCAUGAGGGGGAUGCCGGGUCUGUCAAGAAGCCUCGGGUGUCUCGGGCGUCUUACACGGGCGAGAGAACAACGCCUUACGUUCAAAUGACGUUCGCCCCGUUGGAGCGUCGCCUCGACACGGCUAUUUUCCGUGCCAUGUUUGCGAGCAGCGCGAGACAGGCCCGGCAGUUUGUGGUACACGGUGCCGUCAAGGUCAAUGGCAAGCCGAUGAGAUUCCCCGGCUACCUGCUCAACCCCGGCGAUAUGUUCCAGGUUGAACCCGAGCGCGUCAUGUACGCCACCGGUGCGCCCAAAGACAAGGUGGAACGACGACAGACCCGAGUGGCCCGCAAGAAGGCGGCCGAGGAGGCCAAGAAGGCCGAGGAGGCUGCGGAGGAAGCCGCGGAGGAGGGCUCGACUUCUGAGGAGGCGACCAAGGCGGAAUCGGCGCCGGUGGAAGCCCCCCGCGAGACCCUCAAGGCGCUCAUGGCUCAGGCUAAGGCCAUCAUGAAUAGCAGCAAGGACGUGCUCCCGGCCAAGCGCAAGCAGGAUCUGCGUGGAUUUCAGAGAGCCGUUCGUCGGGUGCUGUCCCGCUCUGGAAACAGCACGGUUUUGACUGCCAACCUCGAGGAGCAGUUCUCCGAGCUGACGACCCUUCUCAAGGCCAAGCGCGCCGAGAAGAAGCCCGUGAAGGCGAAGAAGGAGGAGACCGAAACGAAGGAGGGCGAGGAGGAGAAUCAGAAGGCAGAAAAGACGGAGGUGGAGGCUAAGACUGAGGGGUCUGCUACCGAGAAGUCCGAGUCCAAGGCUGCUACCCCGAAGGCAGGCGAGAACGGCCCCAUCACUACCCAGCUGUCUGAGGCGUUCCGUCAGGCCAUCCAGAACCCGGAGAAAGAGGUGGACACAUCGGAACUCUCGGACGAGGAGUUCGAGGUGCUGCGCCGGGCGCUCGUCCAGAUGCGCGACAACCCGGUGGAUAGCACCAAGCCCUAUGCCACCCCCUGGAGGCCGCGUGACUACAUGAGUGCGUUCGCCACGAUCCCCCGUUACUUGGAGGUCAAUCACAACAUUUGCGCUGCUGUGUAUCUGCGACACCCCGUGGCUCGUCCUGGCUUCGGUGAGGUGCCGACGCCAUUCGGCGACAUGGUCAACAACCCGGCGUUUGUGUGGUACUUGAGACGGCGGUAGGUGCAUUUCACGUGGGUUUCAAUUCAAUCAUCUGUAUUCUCUCUUCUCUCUUCUCUGUUUUCUCUCCGUUCUGCGGGCCUGUUCCACAGUCUUCAUGUAUUACUGGGUGUCUGAUUAUUCGAUGUGUCGGAUUGGUUUCUUUUUUUUUUCUUUGGUUCCCUUGCAUCUUGGGUGCUUAUCUACAGUGUAUUCCCUUUUUCUUUCCUUUUUUUAUGGUUUGUUGUUUCCCCUCGAUCACCAGGGGAGAGGGCAAAAGUCAAUGAAGUAGCCAGGGUAUUCGGAGCUAGAGGAUCCCACUGUACUGUACAUCAU